Messenger RNA from Oreochromis niloticus (Nile tilapia), 2903 nucleotides. Its product is annotated as GTPase IMAP family member 8. Gene Ontology annotation, molecular function: GTP binding. The transcript has 3 exons. The record is from RefSeq and is a predicted model, not a curated record. Bases 201 to 2390 code for a protein of 729 amino acids. NCBI's taxonomy places the organism in Eukaryota, Metazoa, Chordata, Actinopteri, Cichliformes, Cichlidae.
UAUCUUUUAGUCAGUUGGGUUAACACUUGUAUUCAUAUUUUUAAAAUUUAAAAUUGGGUUUUAUCUGGCGGACAUGUUUUGUCCCUUAUUUCAAGAAUCACUGACCUGCAAAAUGCCUGCGUAGGGUGCAGAUAGAACAGAAUGUACUGCUGAGUGUUGUGUUUGUCACCUAGGCUGUGACCUUAGGAACAGGAAACAGGAUGAGGAAGCAGCUGCUGCUGAAGACAACUCAGACAGAGCCAGAGGAGCCAGAACAACAAGAAGAAUCAGAAGAACCAGAUAAACCAGAGUACAGGAUUGUGCUUCUUGGAAAAACUGCAGUUGGAAAGAACAAAAUUGGAAAUGCUAUUUUGGGAAAUGUGAAUGUUUUUCAGUCAACAACAUCAUCAGAGUUUCAGAAGGAAACACAAGAGUUUGGGGGUCAAAUCCUGACUGUAGUUGUUACUCCAGAUCUGUUUGAGAACAGACUGACUGACGUGGAUGUGAGGAGGGAAAUCCAUAGAUGCAUCUGCUUUGCUGCUCCUGGUCCACAUGUGUUCCUGGUUGUGUUUCAGGCUGGCAGCUUCACAGAAGAAGAUCAUGAAAUUGUGAGAAAAAUUCAGCAGAUGUUUGGAGAAGAAGCAGCAGGUUAUAGUAUGGUCUUGUUCACCUGUGGAGAUGAUCUAGAGGCAGCUAGUGUUACCAUAGAUGAAUUUAUUAGCAAUAAUCCAGCUCUAGGUAACUUCAUCCAUCAGUGUGGAGGAGGAUAUCAUGUGUUUAACAACAGAAGCAGUGACUGCUCUCAGGUCACAGAGUUACUGACGAAGAUCAACAACAUGGUUCAGAGAAACGGAGGAAGCUACUACACCAGUGAAAUAUUCAGACAGGCUGACUUCAGGAUUGUGCUUGUUGGGAAAACUGGUGUUGGAAAGAGUGCAGCAGGAAACACAAUCCUAGGACAAAAAGUAUUUAGAUCUACACCAUCUUCUACCACGGCAACAGAAAAGUGUCAGAUGAACACAGAUCAGUUUGAUGGUCAGAUCCUGGCUGUAGUUGAUACUCCAGGUCUGUUUGACACCCACAAAACUGAAGAAGAGAUAAAGGCAGAGAUCAGUAGAGCCAUCCCCUUUGCUGCUCCUGGUCCUCAUGUGUUCCUGGUUGUGAUCCAGGCAAACAGAUUCACAGAAGAAGAACAAAGGACAGUCAGAAUAAUUCAGAAUGUGUUUGGAGAAGAAGCAGCACGUUACACUAUGGUCCUGUUCACCUGUGGAGACAAUCUGGAGGCUGAUGAAGUCACCAUAGAAGAAGUAAUAAGUGGAAAUUCAGCUCUCGGUGACUUCAUCUGUCAUUGUGGAGGAGGAUAUCAUGUUUUUAACAACAGAAGCAGAGAUCCUGCUCAGGUCAGAGAGCUGCUGGAGAAGAUCAAGACCAUGGUUCAGAAAAAUGGAGGAAGAUACUACACCAAUGAGAUGUUCAAAGAGGCUGAGAGAGCAUUUAAAAAAUUGGAACCAGACCUCAGAAUGGUUCUUGUGGGAAAAACCAGAGCUGGGAAGAGUGCAACAGGAAACACCAUCUUAGAGGGAAAUGUAUUUAGAUCAACAUCAUCUUCUUCCUCAGUGACAUUAGAGUGUCAGAAGGAAACAGCUCUAUUUGAUUUUCAAAAACUGGCUGUAGUUGAUACUCCAGGUCUGUUUGACACAGAACUAACUGCACAGAAGGUGAAGAAAGAGAUUGCUAGAUUCAUCUCCUUUGCUGCUCCUGGUCCUCACGUGUUCCUGGUUGUGGUCCAUCCAGGAGUAUUUAAAGAGGAAGAACAAGAAAUGGUGAAAAUCCUUCAGAAGGUGUUUGGAGAAGAAGCAGCUCGUUACACCAUGGUGUUGUUCACACAUGUAGAUGAUCUGAUGGUUUCCAUAGAAGAAAUCAUUACCAAUAAUCCAGCUCUGUAUGACUUAGUCCAUCAGUGUGGAGGAAGAUAUCAUGUUUUUAACAACAGAAGCAGAGAUCCUGCUCAGGUCAAAGAGCUGCUGGAGAAGAUCAAAACCAUGGUCCAGAGAAAUGGAGGAAUAUGCUACACCAAUAAGAUGUUUACAAAGGCAGAGAACGCUAUAAAGAAAGAGAUGGAACGACUAAUAAAGGAAACAAAUAUGACACCCGAAGAAGCAAGAUACACAGCAGAAAGAAAUAAUAAGUUUAUUCAAGACAGAAUGAUCGCUAUUUUUAUAGGAACUGCUCUCGGAGCGGGUGUUGGAGUUGGUACUGCACUGGGUAUUGAAGCUGCUGUUGGAGCUACAAUUGGACUUGUAGGAGGUCCAGUAGGAGCUGCAGUGGGAGCUGCAGUGGGAACUGCAUUAGGAGCUGGAGUGUAUUUUGCUGCUGCUAAAAUGAAAAAGAGUGCUUGUGCUCUGCAGUGAUACUCAGUGAGAAAUUAUCAUUUAGCAGCAGCUCAUUAAAGCCAACAUGAAGAUCAAGGGGGGAGAUCACAUUGUAGAAAUAUUAUUUCACUGUACAUUUAGUGUUUAUUAAAUGUGUUAUUUUUGAUCAAAUAUAUUUGUAAAUUUUAAAGAAUUGGGGAAUUAAUUAAUAACUAAUUAUUGAUUAGGUGAUUACUAAGAUGUUAUCAAACUCUGUCUAAAACAAACAGCCUGUCAGAUUAUCUAACAUGUGUUUUUAAAGCUGUUUAAGUCAGUAGACUCACUGAGUGUAAUUUGUUUAAUAAUGUAUCAUGAAUCAAACAUUACUGAUGAAAAAUUGUUUUCUUGUGCUUUUAAUCAGAAUCAGAAUACUUUAUUAAUUCCUGAGGAAAUAAUGUAAUAAAAUGAGGAGAUAAAAGGAGGAAAAAUCAAUCAAAGGGUUCGGAGAAAAACAUUUACUGAGAGGUUUUUGUUGAUUAAAGUCUGACAUUAAAGAACAGCAGAAAUAUUUGA